AUGGAUAAAGAAAAAAAGGUUGAAGAUGAUUUUACUAAUUUAAAAGAUUAAAUCCAUAUACUAUUAUAUUAGUUAAGAUCCACAGUAUAAUAAAAAGCCAAAUAUGCAAAUGUUUAAAGAAAUGUUGACUCUAUUAAAAUAGAUAUUGAAAUAACAUAGAAAGUUUAUUAGAUAAGUUGAAUGAGUCACUGUCAAAAUAAUAUAAGGAUAAAAAGGUAUUACAUAUUCAUAUGUUAAGAAAUACUCUGAAAAAACUAUACGAACCAAUAAAACGAUCUAUUUUAUUUAUAGAUAAUAAGUUUAUGAUUUAUAAUAGUAGUUAGAUCUUAAUGCUAUUAUUUAUUAAUAAUAAUAAACCAAUAAUAGUGUGGAACAAGUGAGAAUUUUAAAGAAUAAUUUAAUGGAUCAAGAUGAUAGAAAAACUUCCGUCAUUACUAUACAUGACUUAAGAGGAUGUAAUAUAAAAAGGUACUUAAUAAUUGAGGGACAAUACUUAAUAGAUUGGACAAGUAUUUUUUGAAUUGAUUUAUAUAGAAAAUUGA
Molecule: messenger RNA, 542 nt
Organism: Paramecium pentaurelia
Lineage: Eukaryota; Ciliophora; Oligohymenophorea; Peniculida; Parameciidae
Source: the annotation of a GenBank genome assembly